UAAUUUUUGAGGCAGUCAGCACUGUUUGCUUUUGUUUCUCCUAUCCUAUCCUACUUUCCCCCUCUCUUCCUUCCUUCUACCAGUUUCUCCUCUGCCAGAUCUCCGGCCGGCCGCCCAUCACUCCUUGAGUUUCUUUCUCUCUUUAUCUCACCACCUUCCAAUUCAACACUCAUCUAAACCAUUCUAUAUAUAUUUUACCAUUUCAACACACCUCGCCUUUCUCUUUCACAGAUCUGCCUCUCUACAAACAGGUUUUAGCUGAAUGUCACACCAUUCCCCAUUUUUAAAUCCAUUUCUCAAACAACCUGAGCACAAUUAUAGUCUGGGUGGGGGCAGCAUGGAUUCCGGAAUAGGAAGUUGGAUUCCGGAUUUGAAGACAGACAGUGCAGCAGCUGCUUCUUGGGUUCCACCUACACCCUCAAAGCCCAGUUUCACACCCAUCUGCAAAUCUGGUAAUGAAAACACCCAUCAGCUUUCACUGGAUUUUUGCUUGACCCCAGCACAAGUUCAAGGGCGGGGAUUCCAGAAAUUAUUUUAUACUCAAAAUGAAGCAAAAAUGUCAUAUGGGAAUCUCUUAGCACUUGCUGAAAGUGCAAAUAAACACAAAGCAUUCACUUCCCUCUUUACUUCCCACAACACAGGUGGAAGUGCGAGUUGCUCCAGACCCACUCUCAAUUUGAAUUUUCCACCUGUGGGAGAUGUUGACUCGAGCAGCAGCAUCACCUCAUUCCAGCAGUUACCCCCCAUCAGCCCCCCAGGGGUUCAGAACAGGGGAAUAGCGCUAAAUUUAAACAUGAAUGAGAUGCAAGUGCCAAGGCGCAUAGAGGAGGGGAAUGAUACGCUCCAAGAAAAAGUAGAGCUGUCAGUAGAGGAGGUGAAGGAAGUAGCAGUAGACUUGGCGGAGAAUCAAAAGCCUGACAAAGGUGGGGAAGUAGGCACAGAAGUGUAUGGCAAGACACCCCAGCAGAAACCAAGAAGGAAGAAGCACAGGCCGAAAGUGGUUGUCGAAGGCAAAGGUAGGAGGGGAUGUACGCCUAGAACCCCAAGCAACACUCCAGGCACAGAGGAGGAGGGUAAGACUAAAAGGAGGAGAAGGACUAACAUGCAGAGAAAAGUAGUAGACAAACCUGCUACUGCAGCCACCACUCCCUCAGACGAGAGUCCAAACGUAAUAAACCAUCCGCCCGCCUCCGCCACUCCUAAUGAAUCAUCGAAAGUGGGGAGAAAGCGCUGUAAAAGAAAUCAAGGGCCUGCAGCCACCACCCCUACAUGUGAGGGUUCAAUUGUAAUAGAUCUUGACACUGAUUCCGACGAGAGCCUGCAAGUGGGGAGAAGGCAUCCUGCUGGGCCAGCAGCAGCAGUAACAGCAGCGAAAGAGGCUUCAAAUAUAACAACAUAUCUUGAAAAUAUGCCCACCAGAUCCAAUCAAGCGGAAAGUAAGUAUGGUAGGAAAAUUCAAGGUAGCAAGUCCAAGAAAUGUUACAACAUGGGAGAGGAGGGGUGCAGGGAAACUACUACUUCUCGACCAGAAGCAGUUUCUCUCCCCAAAAGGAUGAACACCUGCAAGCGAUCGAUAUAUUUUCCCCACUAUGAUGUAAAUGGGGAUUUCCCAGACCCAUCUCCAUACCCUGCAGGAAAAUCCCCGGAAACUACUACUUCUCGACCAGAAGCAGUUUCUCUCCCCAAAAGGAUGAACACCUGCAAGCGAUCAAUAUAUUUUCCCCACUAUGAUGUAAAUGGGGAUUUCCCAGACCCAUCUCCAUACCCUGCAGGAAAAUCCCCGGAAACUACUACUUCUCGACCAGAAGCAGUUUCUCGCCCCAAAAGGAUGAACACCUGCAAGCGAUCAAUAUAUUUUCCCCACUAUGAUGUAAAUGGGGAUUUCCCAGACCCAUCUCCAUACCCUGCAGGAAAAUCCCCAGAAACUACUACUUCUCGAUCACAAGCAGUUUCUCGCCGCAAAAGGACCUGCAAGAGAUCAAUAUUUUUUCCCCACAAUGACGCAAAUGAGGGUUUCCCAAACCCAUCUCCAAACCCUGCAGGAAAGUUCCAUGUGCUGCAUCAACUGUUUCAACAAGAACUAAAAGAUGAUGCUCGACUGACUGAAGUGGACAUUGCUUAUGAAGACAAAAAUGAAAUGAACAGUCAGAUCAGGAAAUCCAUUUUACAGCCAGGAAUACAAGUUCCUCUUGAUCCUUCAACUCCGAGCAAGUUGGAUGCAUCGUGCAACAACUUGAUGAUGGCUAGACAUCAAGUGAGAGGAAAGUGUAAAAUCGUUUUUUCAGAUGACGAAGAUAAAAGUAUGUAUGUUGUUGGACCACAAUGUGUGAAGGGUAGCCAAAACCACUCCUCCAACUUUCGCAGCCACAAUGUAUUCUUGACAGAGAGAGCAACAGUAAGUGACUCGAAGAUGUUGCAGCACUCAAGCUUUGCUGAAGAAGAACAGUACAAUACAAACGUUGCUGGACUUCAUUGGAAUUCUUUGCAGGCAUACAAACAAUUUCUUUCACUCAAUCGAGACAUGAUGGACAGAAUCAGUGGGAUGCAUUUUCCUACAAUUCAUAAGAAAAAAAGGACUGAGAAGGGGCACGUUCCUGCAUCACCUUGUGCUAAAAGUAUGGAAACUGAAGCUCACCACAUGACCCAUGCAUGUCAAUUUGAGGAAGGUGCUUCCUUGGCUAAAAAAGCUGCAAGCGGAUCUCCGCCUCCCAAGCACCUUCCCACAUUGAACAUUGACAAUUUGAAAAGGAAAAGAUCAAAAGGUCUCGCUCGGGUGCGUGAUGCGGCAUCCUUGGAUGAGGUUUACAAUCCCUUCUCAACUUCUUCAUCUAGAGAAGCAGCAGCAAAACAGAAACAACAACAAAUGACGAUGUUCAACGAUUCAUGCAUGAUUAUGGGAACUCAUGUUGCUGAUGAUUGCACAACCAUGGUCACAAAAAAGCAUGCAAAAAGAAACAGUCUCAAUGGACAUCUGCUUGCUCUCACAUGGAAAGACAUUUCUCCAAUUGACGAAAUUGCACAACGGCUAAGAUGUCUUAACAUAAAUAAUGAUCAUCAAGGUCGGUACACUCUCGGUACUGGUAAUGCCAAGUACCAAAGGGAAACUUCCCUCGUUCUUUAUCCAAGAGAUGGAACCAUUGCCCCUUUUGUAGAGGUUAAAAAGAGGAGACCUAGGCCAAAAGUUGAUCUUGAUGAUGAGACAACUAGAGUGUGGAAACUCUUGCUGCAAGAUAUAAACAGCCAAGGCAUAGACGGAACGGAUGAAGAGAAGGCUAAGUGGUGGGAAGAAGAGCGGAAAGUGUUCCGUGGAAGAGCAGAUUCCUUUAUCGCCCGCAUGCGUCUUGUCCAAGGAGACAGGCGCUUCUCGCCAUGGAAGGGGUCUGUCGUAGAUUCUGUGGUUGGGGUUUUUCUAACUCAAAAUGUUUCGGAUCACCUCUCCAGUUCUGCUUUCAUGUCACUUGCUGCAAGGUUCCCACUGAAAUCUAAUACCAGAGCAGAAUUUCAUGGAGAGAGACCAAAUUUGAUUGUCGAAGAACCAGUUUGUGUGAUGGAACCUGAUGAAAAAAUUACAUGGCAUGAAGGUCCCUCUAAUAAACCAACUCCUGGUCAAGAUUCAAUGGCUCUCAGGGACAUCGAUGGGAAUGAAGAAGUUAUCAACAGUGAGUUGACUGAAGAUACCUUGGAUUUUGUUAUGUCCACAGAAAAUUCUACAGCCAAACAUUUCAGUUCUUCUGAGAAAUAUCGAGAUGUUUAUCAUGGAUUGACAUUAGAUAGGCCGGCAAGUUGGAUCAACAAGGAAGAGGCAAGUUCCCACAUCAGCCAAACAGAAACAGACAUUGUGUUGUCCUCUCAGAAUUCUGGAGUUUUCUCACAGAACUUUGUGGACUCUUCGCAUGGUCAAACUGCUGACAGAAAAGAAUUCACCACUCUUUGCAGCACUACAUCUUUCGUCCAACUAUUAGAGAUGGCAGGAACUUCCAUGCUACAUGGGGUGUACCAUCAGGAAAACAGCUUAGUUAAUAUGGACAUGCUAAACCAAGGAAAGGAUUAUUCUAUGGAGUUGCAGAAGAACAGGGAAGAUGACAGGGGCUCUUUGGACACCAUUGCUUCUUGCAGUACUGAUGGCAAACUUCCUGGAGAACACUAUGCCCCUGAACAAAGUGAUUUGUCAACAAAGUCACUGAACCAAGCAACAAAUCAGGAGAUCCAACUCCUACCUGGUCAAACUGACAAGCCUUGCAGUAGUAAUCAAAUUGAGAUGAAUUUGAGAAUAGAAAACAAUCCAACGACAGGUUUUGAUUUGCAGAUUCAUACUGAAGACAUUAACUAUGACGUGCCACUAGAUCACAAGUGCCCUACCUCAUUGGAGAUUCAGGAUAUCACAGAGAGAGCUGGCACUAGCAUUGUUCGUUCCCAAUCGAUUUCAGAUGGCCAGAAUAACACAAAUCUUGAUACUGUUGAUAGAACGACCAGCAAGACCUCUAGAGCGAAAGGGGGAAGGCCUCGGAGAGAGAAAGAGGAAUUAGUGAAUUGGGACAUAUUAAGGGAAGAGGCUCAGGCAAGUGGAAAGAAAAGAGAGAAAACAAUGAACACAUCGGACUCAUUGGACUGGGAAGCGGUAAGAUGUGCUAAUGUCCAUGAGAUUGCAGAAACCAUCAAAGAGAGAGGAAUGAACAACAUGCUCGCAGAGAGAAUACAGGAGUUCCUAAAUAGGCUUGUUAAAGAACACGGUAGCACUGAUUUAGAAUGGCUAAGAGAUGUUCCACCAGACAAAGCAAAAGAGUAUCUAUUGAGCUUCAGGGGGUUGGGUUUGAAAAGUGUGGAGUGUGUCAGGCUUUUGACGCUCCACCAUCUAGCUUUCCCAGUUGACACCAAUGUUGGACGGAUAGCUGUAAGACUUGGGUGGGUCCCUCUGCAGCCAUUGCCUGAGUCACUACAAUUGCACCUUCUAGAGCUGUACCCGAUCUUGGAAUCCAUCCAAAAGUAUCUUUGGCCACGACUCUGCAAGCUUGACCAAGGAACACUAUACGAGCUGCAUUACCAUAUGAUAACAUUUGGGAAGGUGUUUUGUACAAAGAGCAAACCAAAUUGUAAUGCAUGUCCAAUGAGAGGAGAAUGCAGACAUUUUGCAAGUGCAUUUGCCAGUGCAAGGCUCGCACUUCCUGCUGCACCAGAGGAAAAAAGAAUCGUGAACGCAAUUGAAAGCAAACCCACUCAACAAACCCCAAGAGACAAUAUCAGUCUGCUGCAGCUGUCCUUACCUGAGAGCUGCAGCAAUCCAGAAGCAGUAACACAUUAUGGUGGCAGCAACUCCCAACCUAUUAUUGAAGAGCCAGCAACACCAGAGCCCAUAGUUGAAGUUCCUGCCACACCAGUGCAAGAGCAAACACCCGACAUUGAGGAUGCAUACAAUGAUGAUUCUAAUGAAAUUCCAACGAUUAAUCUAAAUCUGAUUCAGUUCGCUCAAAACGUAAAGAUGUUCGUGCAAAACAGCAUGGAGCUUAAUCAUGUUGAAAUGUCAAAUGCUUUGGUUGCAUUAACACCUGAAGCUGCUUCCAUUCCGAUGCCUAAACUCAAAAAUAUUAGCCGGCUCAGAACCGAACAUCAUGUCUAUGAGCUUCCAGAUCAUCAUCCUCUUCUAGAUGGGUUAGAAAAAAGAGAUCCAGAUGAUCCCUGCUCUUACCUUUUGGCCAUAUGGACACCUGGUGAAACUGCAAGCUCUAUUAAGCCCCCAGAAAGGCUAUGUAAUUCCCAAGAACUUGGCAAGCUAUGUCAUGAGGAAACCUGCUUUGCAUGCAAUAGCUUUCGAGAAGCAGAAUCUCAAACUGUGCGUGGGACAAUUCUGAUACCCUGCCGAACAGCAAUGAGAGGAAGCUUUCCCUUAAAUGGCACAUACUUUCAGGUCAAUGAGGUGUUCGCUGAUCAUGAAUCCAGCCUAAACCCAAUUGAUGUUCCAAGAGAUUGGUUGUGGGAUUUACACCGCAAAACUGUGUUCUUUGGAACCUCAAUACCAACAAUAUUCAAAGGCCUGUCGACUGAAGAUAUCCAACAUUGCUUCUGGAGAGGGUAUGUUUGUGUACGAGGGUUUGAACGGAAGACACGGGCUCCUCGACCACUAAUGGCACGAUUGCACUUUCCAGCCAGUAAAAUGAAAACGAAGGCGAGUACGGAUGAAACCAAGGCAUAACCCUGCUGCUGCUGCUGGCAUAGACACUUCAUAGCAGCAGCUCAUUACAGAUGAUGAUGGUAGCGCCUCAUUUCAUGACAUUAUGAUAAUUAUGCUGCUGCUUGUCAGAAAUAGCUAGGCAUUUAGUUGUAAAUAUAUUCUAAAAAUUCCGAGUAUUGAAGUAAUCAUUUGUUCCUCAAAACUAUUAUGUUCACUUUAUUAUUAUUAGACAGAAGAAGAGUAGUACUAAUGUAUCGGCCAAAUAAGGAGUGUUGUCGCAUAUCGGUUAGCACUUAGCAAAGGGGUUGUUGACCUUUUUUUAUUCCUUAAUCAUGUCGG
Molecule: messenger RNA, 6505 nt
Organism: Cuscuta epithymum
Lineage: Eukaryota; Viridiplantae; Streptophyta; Magnoliopsida; Solanales; Convolvulaceae
Source: the annotation of a GenBank genome assembly